Molecule: messenger RNA, 2229 nt
Organism: Haliotis rubra (blacklip abalone)
Lineage: Eukaryota; Metazoa; Mollusca; Gastropoda; Lepetellida; Haliotidae
Product: deleted in malignant brain tumors 1 protein-like
Exons: 15
Coding region: 511-2229 (572 amino acids)
Source: RefSeq, a predicted model, not a curated record
CCGGGUCUUCUACUUGACGAGCGGAUGCUUUAACCACUGGGCUACCCCACCGCCCUCUCACCAAAUAAUAGAUUUACAUCGCUUUUGGGAGUAUAUCUACCUCAAGCUGACACGUCAUGAUAAACAAUUGGAAGGCGACUUGAAACCUCACUCACUCACUCACGCCUGUCUGAAGGCAGUUCUUGAACACAAUUCAGAUGUGAAGAAAACAGCUAUCUAUUUUAUUAGUCUCAUGACCAUGAUCCAGAUAGUAUGUGUAAUGCUAAUUAAUUACAAUAUUGGAUAUCAAUGUAUGUCCGUAUCUGAUUUAAUAUGUACAAUAAUGUAUUUGCAGCUUUCUCAUGUGCGACUGGAUAAUCUCUGCACAAAACAGUGAUCAAACAAUCGUCCUCGAGUUGGAAUUUUUCUCUUCUUGAAAGCCCAGAUUGCUGGGCUGACAGACUGUCCUUCUAUAACGGACAGGUUGCCACCGAAUCGGAGCUAUUAGCUCAUGCCUGCGGCUCCGACUCCAUGUUUUUUCAGAGUUCAGGUAACAAAGCCCUUGUGCGUGCACGAACACACCUGAGGACUUUCACAGCUGACAUCUUUCGUAUACGUUACAAGGUAGUUUACAAGACGACGUGCGAGUUGAAUGUGAGGCCAGGAGAUGACUAUCCAUGUUACAUCCUGUCCCCUGGCUACCCAAAUAACUACUACAGUAACUUGAAUUGUGUGUGGACCUUAUCAACAUCUAACCCUCGUCAUAUUGCCCUCGACAUCAUCUAUAACAACUUUGAUGAAAGCACUGACUGUGCGAACGAUUUUGUCCAAGUGUAUGACACGAAUAAUGCCAAUGAACCGUUAGGACCACUGUGUGGAGUCCACAAUGGCACGUUAAUCACGCGGGGACCCAUUAUGAGAGUUGUGUUCAAAACCAAUGGCGUUGGCUCCGGGUCUGGGUUUCGACUGAAGUACAGGAGGGUAGACCAUGACGAUUCCUACUUCACCACGCAGGCUCCAACAGCAAUGGCACUUACAGCAUCAUCUACUCCACAGAACCUUACGUCUCCCGGCUACCCUGGCCAGUACUACAAUAACAAAUAUUAUAUAUGGACCAUUACUGCUGCAUCAGCUGCAUACCGUGUCCGUAUUAAGGUCGUGUCCUCCCAUAUGAUACUAUAUGAUGAAACUUGUAGUCAAGAUUUUAUCGGCGUAUUUGAUGGGCCAACACCUUCCAGUCUAUUGCUGAUGUACAUCUGCGACCAGAUGACGCCAACACUCCAGAGUACCGGGUCAUCUCUGACGGUCACCUUUCAGACGGACUCAAGUUAUGUUAAUAAAGGUUUCCUAAUGGAGUACUACGAAGUGCCAGGAACCGCUGUCAUAACAACGCCCUCACCUACAAUGACAACACUCACAGCCGACAGCAACCGCAAGAACUUAACGUCACCUGGAUUCCCAGUCGCAUAUGCUAAUGAUGAAGUAUACAUAUGGACCAUCACGGCAGCCAACAAUACUCAGUUAGUCCGAGUUGGAACCGUGCAGUUACAACUACAGUACAGCAACGGUUGCACGAAGGACUCUCUCUCCUUCUAUGACGGUAGCACUGUGAAUGACCCUUUACUGAAGACUAUAUGUUCCCGGACAAGCGUUCCGAUUGACAGUACUGGUCCUUCCAUUACGCUCAAGUUCUCCACUGACAGCAGAGGUUUCAACAAAGGAUUCCAGUUGGAGUACAACUCAUUCACAGAACUUGAACCCAACGCUUGCAACGGAACUGUGACCGCCUCCAGCCGUGAGAAGUACCUGACAACACCAGGAUACCCGGGAGUCUACUCCAACAAUAUAGACUGUGCGUGGACAAUACGAGGUGUGUAUGGGACACGAAUAACAGUAAAAGUGGUGGAUGCAGACAUUGAGAGUUCACCAGGCUGCAAAACGACUUCGUACAGGUCAUUGAUGGUACGUGUUUCAGACGGUUCUAAAGAACUCGGGCGCUUCUGUGGCACGGACAAGAACACCUACGUCAGUGCUGGGUUGGAGGUCGAGAUUGCUAUCCACAGUGAUGGUAACGCAAGAGGGCGUGGCUUUAAAAUCAUGUACACUGUAGGAGAUCAACGCACAACUGCUGCGACAACUACGGUUUCAGGACCUCCUUCUGAGGUUACAGUUUCAGGACCUCCUACUGAUGGAGCUACAAGUCAGCUGGUGAAUGGACUAUUGAUUGUAGUUAUAGCACUGCUUGUCUAA